Molecule: messenger RNA, 2810 nt
Organism: Exophiala dermatitidis NIH/UT8656
Lineage: Eukaryota; Fungi; Ascomycota; Eurotiomycetes; Chaetothyriales; Herpotrichiellaceae
Product: translation initiation factor eIF-2B epsilon subunit
Exons: 1
Coding region: 443-2497 (684 amino acids)
Biological process (GO): biosynthetic process
Cellular component (GO): eukaryotic translation initiation factor 2B complex
Molecular function (GO): translation initiation factor activity; translation initiation factor binding; guanyl-nucleotide exchange factor activity
Source: RefSeq, a predicted model, not a curated record
UGACGCAGCGAAUCCACGGGAAUUGCAAUUGCAUUAUUAUGUGGUCAUUGUGGCAGUCGUCCUAAUACUGUUCCGUAGGCAGGCAUCUGCACCCAAGAUCUUUAUGCUCUACCAUACUUCAACGACACGCUCCCUCUGUCUGCGAGUCGUGAAUUCUUCACCAGAAGAUACCCCGGGUUAAUCUGAAUAAAAGUGAGUCACUACUGACAAUUUUGCCGGUGGACCAACUCAUCAACAGAUCCCCUUCAGUCAGUUAAAGUCACCUAACAAUAUUGCUGGCCGGAUGUCGCAGUGAUACAUUGGACUGGUGACAAACAAAUUAUUAUCCGCGCGACUUGAAAAAAAUGCAAUUCAGCGCGGACUGCUUCAUCACACCUUAACACCAUAUCUCGGCGUAAUUUCCCCCAUCCUAUGCUUGCGCAGAACAAGCAUCAAACUCACAAUGCCACCCAAAAACCAAAAAGCUGCCGGAGGAAAGGGCAGAUCGGGAGAUGACAGCAAGGAGGACCCUCUGACUGCAGUGGUUGUCGCCGACACCUUUGAGACGAGAUUUGCCCCAUUCACGGUGCAACGGCCGCGAUGUCUAUUGCCGCUUGCUAAUACACCCUUGAUCGACUACACCCUGGAAUAUCUGGCUAGCUCCGGUGUACAGGUUGUCUACUUCUAUCCAGGCGCACAUGCUGACCAGGUCGAAGCCUACCUUGAUGCUUCGCGUUGGAGAUCGGCCAACUCUCCUUUCGAGAGUCUCACCAUCCUCCGAUGUAUCGCCGGUUCGGUGGGCGAUGUGAUGAGAGAUCUCGAUCAGAAGCAUCUCAUUGCGGGAGAUUUCCUCGUCAUCAGUGGUGAUGUGAUCUCUAACUUUCCUAUCGAACCAGCACUGCGCCAACACAAGGAGCGGAGAGAGAAAGACAAGAAUGCUAUCAUGACUAUGGUUUUGAGGGAGGCGGAGCCGGGCACUUACGACUACAGUGGUGGCAUUGUGCCAACAUUCGUCCUUGAUCCGAGCAAAAAUAGAUGCUUGCACUAUGAAGAAUCAUUUCCUGGAACCCAGUUCACCGCUCACGUCGAUCCUGAAAUCCUGAAAUCGGCAGAGAUUGAUGUCAGACAGGAUUUGAUUGACUGCAGGGUGGACAUCUGCACGCCAGACGUCCUCAGUCUAUGGUCAGAUAACUUCGACAAUCAAGCACCUCGGAAGGACUUUUUGUUCGGCGUGCUGAAGGACUACGAAUUGAACGGCAAGACCAUCCAUACCUACAUUGUCAAAGAUCAAUAUGCCUCUCGGGCAGCUGACUUUUGGUUUUACAACGCCAUCUCACGAGACUUCAAGCGAGGCAUGGUUACGUCCAUUGCAGUUGAGAAUAAUGUGUUCGGGGACACCCACUACGAACGCUCCCAGCAGGGGUACGUUGUCGAUCGGACGGUGAUUCGAGCAAAGCCUACCGAGCUGGGCGCCGGAUCAAUCGUUGGUCCCGGUAGCAGCAUUGGUGCUGGGUGCGACAUCAGGAACACGGUCAUCGGUCAACGCUGCCACGUCGGUAAAGGCACGGUGAUCGACGGUGGUUACAUCUGGGACGAUGCGAGCAUUGGCAACAAUGUCAAGGUCUCGCGGGCAAUAAUCGGGAACGAAGCGUUUGUAGGGGAUGACUGUACCAUCGAGGAAGGUGCUUUGAUCUCAUAUGGCGUUAAGAUCGCACCGGGAACGACUGUGCCUGCGGGAUCCAGGAUUUGCAACACACAACAGAAGAAUGAUGCGCUUGUUGGUGGAGAUGCGGGUGAAGGCCAUGCCUACAUUGAUGAAGACGAAGACGACUACUUCGCAUCGAGAGGAUCAAGACUUAUAUAUGAAAAGUCGGAAUUUGCGGACUCAAUAUCCACGUUGGAGUCCGAUCUCUCCGAUGCCGAGAUCUCCUCGAGGGGCGGUUCCAGAAGUCAAAGCUUUGCGACCUCUGUGUCUGACGAGGACCCUACCGACCGAUUCCAACAUGACACAGUGGCGAUUCUUGUACAGCGCAUGCAGGAAGGAAAGCAAGCCGACGAUAUGCUGAGUGAACUAAUGGGACUGAGGUUCAGCGGUGGUGCGGACGAAACCCAAGUUCGGAGGGCCGUUGCCGUCGCACUGAUGAAGCACAUUCAUAGUCAGGUUGAUUCCGGCGUGUCACCAGCCGAAGCUGCAAGGCGCGCUUUGACCGCAUACAACACACUCAUCCGCAGGAAAGGGGCCCAGCAAGCUACCGAAGCGCAGGUUGCAUUCCUGCUGGACGCUCAGAGAGAUUUGAUCCGGAGGAAGGACGGUGGGAAGACGCUAUUGUUUGUGCUCAAGGAUCUCUACGACUUGGAGAUAUUCGGAGAAGAGGCAUUUACCGAGUGGUGGGCGGACGAGAGGUCGAGCAGUGAUCCUGAAAUGGCUGCGGUUAGACAGCAGAGUGUCCCCUUUAUCGAAUGGCUUGAGAACGCGGAGAGUGAAAGCGAGAGCGAGAGCGAGGAAGAUGAUGAGUAGAGAGAAUCAGUAAGCCACUUGCUUCGAGCAUUCUAGACAGCCUGUAAGACCAAUUGAAUCACCUUGCUGUCCAGUUACAGGGUAAUGAAAUUAAUAUAGCUGUGCAGUGAUCUGAGAACAGACAGGUGAAGUCCAGAGAUGAGGCUUGUGAUUUCACGGAGGACUUGUCCUAUUUCAACGGGGCCUGGGGCCUCGUCAGACUAUAUACUUUCUAGGGGUUGUACGAUAGCGUACGAUACUAGUCGAGGACCGAAAGACGGUCCUCGACGUCUUUAUAAUACUUAGCACGUAGAGUAUCUAUUUUAUUAUAUCC